AUGGCAAUUAAUCCGUGUUUUUGCUGGAAUAUUAAGGAUGGUACCGUUACUGUUGGCCUUUGGUCACUGGUUUAUUCAUUGGCAUCGUUGGUACUAUUCGGCUGGCAAUUGAAUGUUAUCAGUUCUUGUCAAACAGUAACAAUGUCACAAGCAAAUUUGCAAUGCGAGUAUUGGUGCCCAUGUGUUGGCGCUUCCAAUGAACGUACAAGUGCCCUAAUACAGGGUGUAUUGCAUCGUACAGUUGGCACUAUUCAGCUGGCAAUCGUACGCAAUCAAAUAUUGUCGAUACAUUGCUGCCAAUCAAUUAAUACCUGGCCAUAA
Molecule: messenger RNA, 321 nt
Organism: Acanthocheilonema viteae
Lineage: Eukaryota; Metazoa; Nematoda; Chromadorea; Rhabditida; Onchocercidae
Source: the annotation of a GenBank genome assembly